Messenger RNA from Ceutorhynchus assimilis (cabbage seed weevil), 1890 nucleotides. NCBI's taxonomy places the organism in Eukaryota, Metazoa, Arthropoda, Insecta, Coleoptera, Curculionidae. The record is from the annotation of a GenBank genome assembly.
AUGCCUCAAAAAUAUCUGAUUUUCCUUAUAGUAGUCUUUCAUUUUGCUGUCUCAGAAGACCGAUUUACUGAGGACGAAAGUUACGGAAAUAACAGAAAUGCAAAAAUUUUCUGGCCAUAUUACAACGUCAUGCCAGUAAAAGAUGAUCUUCAUACCCUUUACAAUGAUCUUCCACCAACAAUAGAGGAAACCUUUGAUUUCAUAAUAGUAGGUUCGGGUUCAGCAGGUGCAGCUCUUGCCAACAGACUUUCGGAAAAUCCCCAAUGGAAAAUAUUACUUUUGGAAGUGGGAGACGUGGCGACACCUCUCACAGACGUUCCCGCUAUGGCACCGUUGUUUCAGAAAACCAAAUUAGAUUGGGGCUAUACGGCGGAAAAGGAAAAUGGCAGUUGUUGGGGUUGUCCCAAUCAGCGAAUGCACUGGCCAAGAGGCAGAGCGUUAGGUGGUUCCACAAUAAUAAACUUCAUGAUACACAUCAGGGGCAACAAGUUAGAUUACGACAAAUGGGAAGCCAUGGGUAAUCCUGGUUGGGGUUAUAAGGACGUACAAGAUUGGGAAUACCAUCAAAAAGGUGGGUUCAUGACUGUAUCAGAUAUUCCAUAUAGAACAGAAGCUAUACAUGCAUUUGUUAAAGCAGCACAAGAAAAGGGAUACCCUUAUGUUGAUUAUAACGGUAAAAGUCAAAUGGGUGUAUCCUAUGUGCAAGGUAACAUCAGAAGAGGUUUCAGAUGUAGCGUGGAAAAAGCUUAUUUAAGGCCAAUACGAUAUAGGAAAAACCUAAAAAUCUUAGUAAAUUCAAGAGUAACUAAAAUUCUAAUAGACAAGGAGCAGAAAAAAGCUCAGGGAGUGAUUUUUGUAAGGAAACGACAAUAUUACAAAGUAACAGCCACCAAAGAAGUAAUUCUUUCAGCGGGCGCAUUCAACUCUCCACAACUUCUAAUGCUGUCUGGAAUAGGCCCUAAAGAUCAUUUGGAGGAACUUGGAAUACCUGUGGUACAGAAUUUGCCAGUUGGAAAAAAAAUGUACGAUCAUAUAACAUUCUUGGGCCUAAAUUUCAUAGUAAAUAAACCAAUAAUUACAACCGAAAAAGUUUUCUACAACAUCUCGAAUAUGAUUGACCUUCUGCAAAACGGUAGAGGACCUUUGACAAUGCUCGGAGGUGUAGAAGGACUUUUGUAUUUCAAAACGCAGAUUUCAAAAGAAAAAGCAAAUUAUCCAGACAUGGAAGUUAUUUUUAUAGGCAGUAAUCUGGCAGCAGAUAGAGGUGCUGCGUUUAAAGAUACCUUAAGUGUGAGCGAUGAGCUAUACAAUGCGUAUUGGAAGGAUAUUGAGCAAAUACCAUUUUUCCAGAUAUUUCCAAUGUUGAUUCAUCCAAAAUCUCACGGAUAUCUAAAAUUGAAGUCUAGUAACCCGUUCCACUGGCCUAAGUUUUAUCCACAAUAUUUCACAGACAAGUACAAUGAAGAUAUUAAAACGUUUAUAGCGUCAAUAAGGAAAAUUAUUGAAAUUACUAAAAUGCCUGCUCUACAAAAAUAUGGAUCGAGACUGUACGACAAACCAAUGCCAGGUUGUGAGAGAUACAUUUUCAAUUCAGACCCGUAUUGGGAAUGUGCCCUUCGCACCAUCACUCCCACUCUACAUCACCAAGUGUCCACCUGUAAAAUGGGUCCAGCAACAGACCCAGAAGCUGUGGUAGACCACAAACUAAGACUACACGGCAUUAAAAACUUAAGGGUGGCGGAUACUAGUAUUAUUCCUCUGCCUUUGAGUGCCCACACGAAUAUACCGGCCAUAAUGAUUGGAGAGAAGACUGCUGAUAUUAUCAAAGAAGACUGGUAUUUAGAAGAGCUAGCAAAUAAUAUUGACGUUAGGAAAAUUAAAUUUAAAUAA